AUGUCGGGUGGGUUAAGCCCAACACACCAUGUCAUAGUUCAAGCUCUCUUGUCCCGAGGCCCACUCAAGGAGAAAGACAUACACUCCAUGUUUGAGGACCUCACUAAGAAAAGUCCAGGCACUGAUCGUAGGCUAUUUGAUGCAUUUAUUCUCGCAAUAAACAAGGCUCUAACUUGUGCUAAUUUUGAGUUACGUGCCUGCAUUGAUCAAUAUGAUGGCCAUGUUUAUUAUGGCGUUGUUAAUACUGUUUCCGACGAACAAUCAAAGCUUGGGACGAAGUAUACAGUUCCACAAAUUGCUUUUUAUAAGGCUAUUAUUGAAGCAAUAGUUCAAGAUGACACGGCAAAUGGUUUUAUCUCCACCAUUGGGGCUCUCAAUCUUAAUUUGGAUAGCCAGGUUACAAUUGGGACCGGUUCAGAGUCUCAAGGAGGCCAACAACAAUCUCAUGGAAGCCAACCACAAGUGCCAUAUGCAUUUAAGAGUUUUAAUUUGUCUCAAAAGGAAAAAACUCUAAAUGAACUUGUGAGGGACUCGUGGCUUAAUUUGACCACAGAUGGUGAUGUUAGACUUGGUGUAAAAUCAUUCCUCGAUCUCCGCAGUUGGUUUCGAAGUAAUGAUGUUCCAUCCUGUCAAGUUUGCAAUGAAGCUGGAAUUAAGGCAGAGUUGUGCAAAAAUGAAAAUUGUACUGUACGAAUUCAUCACUACUGCCUGAAGCAACUUUUCUCCCAGAUAAAGGCUGCAAAAGUUUGCCCAAGUUGUGGCACUUCAUGGCCGUUUACAAUACCCAAAGCAGAAUACGUACAGACUGAAGAUGACAAUGGACCUAGGCAAAGCCAACGAGCUACUGGUUCUAAUGGAAAGAAGCGAAGAGCCAAUAUGAUUGUUGAGGAUGACGAAGUUGGAUGCAGCAAUCAGGACGAGCUCAAUGAACAUAGAGGAAGUCAGCAUGACAAUGGACGGGCACGAACAAGGACUAGACUACGAAGAACUCAUGAAGCAGAUAUAGCAGGCCCUAGUGCGUCUCAAUCAUCAUCAGCUGUCACUGAUUUGAGAAGAGUUACUCGAAAAUCUUCUCGUCCAACCUAA
Molecule: messenger RNA, 1086 nt
Organism: Lathyrus sativus (Indian pea)
Lineage: Eukaryota; Viridiplantae; Streptophyta; Magnoliopsida; Fabales; Fabaceae
Source: the annotation of a GenBank genome assembly